Molecule: messenger RNA, 3159 nt
Organism: Sorghum bicolor (sorghum)
Lineage: Eukaryota; Viridiplantae; Streptophyta; Magnoliopsida; Poales; Poaceae
Product: U-box domain-containing protein 6
Exons: 7
Coding region: 492-2810 (772 amino acids)
Biological process (GO): protein ubiquitination
Cellular component (GO): nucleus; cytoplasm
Molecular function (GO): ubiquitin-protein transferase activity
Source: RefSeq, a predicted model, not a curated record
ACGAGCCCGAAACGAAUAAAACACCAGCGUGCGCGGUGCGGGGCGCCGUGCAGCUGCCUGCCCGCAUCCCUCUCUCUCAUCAUUUCUUCCACGAUCCCGUUCCAUCCUCUCUUCUUCUUCUCUCCCUCUCUGCGCGGGCGCUAUCUUUAUCCGUCUCAGCCGGGGCGGGUCAGCACUCAGCAGGUGCGAGAGAAACAGGGGAGAAGGAGAAGGAGAAGCCGUAGGGCCGCCGCCUUCCCUGAUCGACUGCUCCUGCGUGCGGAUUCAGGUGCCGGGUUUUCCAGCCAUGGUUCGGUGAGCCGGGUGGAAUCCUUGCGCUGCCGGAGAAGGAUCAUAUUCGUCUGCGGAGGUCCCUGCGUGCACCGAUCGUCUCCCGAGUUUUCGAGAGCACCCUCCGCUUCUGGAUUCAUUGCUUCGAUCGAUUCAUCAAGCAGGUGCAGAGAGAUCUUCACGAGAAGUGUCAUCAUCAAGAUUGGCAGCCUUCUCCGUGGAUGGCGAACGGUAACAAUGAAGCGAUGGGUAUAUCUCAGCGCAAAUCUUGCCCCAAGGUUCACAGCUCAAUGUGUAGUGAGCUGACAAUGAUGUUGGAUAAGAUCUCUUCUAUUCUUCCGUCAAUAGAGGCUGCUCGACCAGGUUGUAAAGCAGGCAUACAGGAAUUAUGCAACCUAUACAAUAUUGUCGAGAAAGGGAGGCUCAUAAUCCAACACUGCAUUGACUGUAGUAAGCUCUACUUGGCUAUUACUGGAGAGACGAUUGUAGCAAGAUGUGAAAGGAUCAGAGACUCACUGAGGCGGAGUUUGUUCCUUAUUCAGAAUAUGGUUCCACCAGCACUAGCUAAUCAGAUUGCUGACGUCCAUAAUGAUCUUCGGGAUGUCAAAUUUGUUCUUGAUCCGAUGGAAGAAGAGGCUGGCAAAGCCAUUUUACAGAUGCUCCGGCAGUCCGAUGCAAGUGAAGAAUUAGAACUUGAGACAUUCCUGCAUGCUGCUUCAAAGUUGGACCUGACAUCUCCUAAAGCAGUCUUAAUUGAGAGACGAGCAAUCAAAAAACUGCUUGACAAAGUUAGUGGCAAUGAUCGAAAAAAGGAGGGGGUCCUUAAGUUUUUCCUGUACCUCAUCAAGAAGUAUGGAAAGAGCAUCAGUCAGGACUCUGGUGAACGGAACGAGAAUUUACAAUCUGAAAGUCAAUCUUUAACUCUGAGCACACCUUCCUGUGAUGCCAGCGCUCGUGGAAAAUGUUACACACCAACAGACUUUCAGAUUUAUGAGGAUCACAGUAAUAUGUCUGGAUCAGCUACUCCACCUCCAGAGUUCUGCUGCCCAAUAUCAACAAAGCUAAUGCACGAUCCUGUUAUAAUAACAUCUGGACAGACUUAUGAAAGAGAAUAUAUUGAGAGGUGGUUCAAUGAAGGAUAUGAUACUUGUCCUAGGACACAGAUGAAGCUAGAGAACUUCUCCAUGAUCCCAAAUACCUGCAUGAGAGAUCUCAUUUGCAAUUGGUGCAAAGAGCAUGGUUUUACAGUUUCUGAUUUUAUUCCUCCAAGCGAAAAUGCUUACGGUUACUUACCAGAGCAAUUGCAGGGUUACUCUAUGUCAAGUUUGCACAAUGUUUCAGUACCUCUCAUUGCCGGAAAGGCCAACAGUUUUGUGAUUGACCACAGCAAUAUAUCUGUUGCAUUAUCUGAUGCCAGUUAUGUCUCUAAUGCAUCCCACGCUAGGGACAUGGAGGAUUCAAAAGAUAUUUCUCAGUUUUCUUGGAACGCCGACUAUCAAAAGUAUUUGUCGUUCCACAACUUCAACCAGAAGAUGUUUCUGAACUUCUUUCAUGAGCUGUCCAUGCUCCCAUUAGAGCUGCAGGACAAGUCAAUUAAAGAUUUGAAGAACGUUCUUGAUUAUGAAAGUGAGGUUUCAUAUGCUAUGGUAUCAAAUGGAUUUGUUGAAGCAUUCCUUGAAUUCUUGAGAAAUGAUACUGGCAGCUACAGUGUGCAAGCUCAGGAAGCUGGAUUUCGGUUUUUUCUUGCUUUUCUUUCCAAUAGCAGGGCUAAAAUUGAAGCUAUGAAUGAAGAACUAUUUCAUCUGAUCACAUCCUUCCUUGACUCUGAGCUAAAAAUUGAAGCUUUGUUGACGCUGCAUGAGUUGAUUAAGCACUUGAGUUGUCCAAGAUCUCAUGUGAUGGCCUCUGUUGUUAGUCCUCCAUUGUUCAAAAUACUGGCAACUGAAGACACUGAAGACCUUGAAUUGGCUCUGAAGAUCAUCUGCGAGCUUUCAUCUGACGCUGAUAUAAGAUCUUCAUUAGUUUCAAUGGGAAUAAUCUCAAAGCUUGUUCCCAUUUUCACAGAAGGAAACUUUGUUGAGUGCUGUUUGAAGAUUUUGCGGAACUUAAGCGACAUGGAAGAAGCUGUAGUGCGUAUUACGAGAACCGACCGGUGUCUUGCUUCUGUAGCAGAAUAUCUGGACACAGGAAGCCCUACAGAGCGAGAGCAUGCCGUGGUUAUACUUUUAGCAAUAUGUUCGUAUAGUGCCGAGGAUUGUCUACUUGUAAUGAAGGAAGGUGUGAUCCCUGCCCUGGUGGACUUGUCGGUGAACGGAACCGAAGAGGCGAAAAACUGCUCGACGAAGCUACUUCAUCUUCUCCGGGACAUGAGGCGAAGCGACCAGUUCACUAACUCAUGCUCACAAGAAGUGGCUGCCACAGGAACGGUAGAGGAUGCUCCCAACAACUCAGUUCACAAGCAGCCGGUGUCAAAGUCGUCCAGGUUUUUCCAAAGAAAGCUGAACAUCUUCUCAAAACCCCGGUCACUCACGCUGUUCUGAGAACCGGAUUUAAGUUUGUUGGAGUUGGUAGUCCAUUUUAGUGGGAAGCGAGUAGUCCUUGACUCCUUGUACAUGCUACAAAACUAACCACCUUCUCUAUAGAUGGUAGCGCUUGUAUUGUCCCGAAUGAGAUGCUUGAUGAGAUGAUAGUUUUUCAUCCUCAUGUAUUUCAGUAUAGCUUGUUUAGUUGCUAUAGCACUGUUCUUUGUGUUAAAGUCAGUCAGUAGAUACAUCUCUUUUCUCUUUGGCAGAAGGUCUGCCGUUUUGUGUUCUCUUGUUCCCAAGAUACCUUUAAAGCCUGAAUAGAAGCUUGUUUUUUAAAGCCUGAAUAGAAGCUUUGUUUUUCCAA